AUGGCCUCCUCCUCCUCCUCCGUCGCCUUCGCUCUCCUGACGGCCCUCGCCGGCCGGGCCUCGGCCAGGACGCACAAGACGCCGACGCCCCAGAUGGGGUGGAACAGCUACAACUACUACAACUGCUACCCGAACGAGACCAUCAUCAAGCAGAACGCGCACGCGCUGGUCGACACGGGGCUCGCCGAGGCCGGGUACACCACCGUCACGACGGACUGCGGGUGGCCGGCCAAGGACCGCGCCGCCGACGGCCAGCUCGUGUGGAACCCGGAGCUGUUCCCGUCCGGGGGCGGCAAGGAGCUCGGCGACUACAUCCACAACCUCGGCCUCAAGUACGGCGUCUACUCCGGCGGCGGCUACUUCCAGUGCGGCUCGACGGACCAGCCCGCCUCCCUGAACCAUGAGCUCACUGACGCCAAGUCCUUCGCCGCCUGGGGCGCAGACUCGCUCAAAUACGACAACUGCUAUGCCGUGAAGCCCGAUGUCAUGGUGGACUUUGUCCAUCCAGAUGCCGUCUCCCCGGACCGCUUCGAGACAAUGGCCGAUGCGCUCAACACGACGGACCGCGACAUCCUCUACCAAGUCUGCCAGUGGGGCACAGGAACUGACCUGGGUAUCUGGGCACCAAAGCUUGGAGGCAACAGCUGGAGAAUCAGCAACGACAUCUACAACGGCUGGCGCAGCAUCUGGCGCAUCGCCAACCAGGUCGUGCCCUUCUACAAGCACACCGGCCCGGGCGCGUUCCCCGACAUGGACAUGUUGCUCAUCGGCCUCAACGCCCUGUCGAUCGAGGAGGAAAAGUUCCACAUGGGCAUGUGGGCCAUCAACAAGUCCCCGCUGACCCUCGGCGCCCCGGCCAUCCCCGGCCUCGUCCCGGACUCGGCCCACGCCAUCCUCACCAACCGCGAGGUCAUCGCCCUCAACCAGGACCCCCUCGCCCGGCAGACGGAGCUCGUCCGCCGCUACACCGAGGAGGAGUGGGACGUCUGGGCCGGCGAGCUCUCCGGGUCCCGCCUCGUCGUCGGCCUCGCCAACUGGCGCAACGACUCGCAGAGCGUCCGCGUCGACCUCGCCGCCGUCCUGGGCGUCGCCUCCGCCGCCGCCGCCCGCGACGUGUGGGCCGCCGCCGACCUCGGCCCCGUCUCGGGCACGUACGAGACCACCCUCGCCGGCCACGAGCUGAAGCUGCUCGUGCUCUCGGACAUCGUCGCCGAGCCGAAGCCCGUCCACGCGUCGGCCGGGUACUACACGGCCGCCACCGACGCCGCGCUGUCCGGCUCGGCAGUCAAGGUCGCCUGCGCCGACGGCCAGUGCCUCCCGAGCAAGGCAAAAGUGGGCAACAUCGGAUCCGGGGCCGCGGUCAGGUUCGAGGGCGUCGCCGCCACGUCGGAGGGCGCGAAGCUGCUGGGCGUCGACUUCAUCAACUACGACGUCGCGCUGGACUCGGCGUGGGGGUUCGGCUCCAACACGCGCAACCUGACCGUCUCCGUCAACGGCGGCGCCGCCAAGCGCUGGGCGUUCCCCAUCUCGGGCGGCAACUGGUUCGAGACGGGGCGCCUGCUCGUCGAGGUCGACGGCUUCAGGGGCAACGCGUCCAACACGGUGGAGUUCAAGUCGGUCGGGAGCGACUGGGCGCCGGACCUGGUUGGCUUCGAGGUCUUUGAGCGAAGCUAG
This is a messenger RNA of Colletotrichum higginsianum IMI 349063, 1674 nucleotides long. Its product is annotated as Alpha-galactosidase. The coding region runs from base 1 to 1674 and encodes 557 amino acids. Gene Ontology annotation, molecular function: hydrolase activity, hydrolyzing O-glycosyl compounds. Gene Ontology annotation, biological process: carbohydrate metabolic process. The transcript is spliced from 5 exons. The record is from RefSeq and is a predicted model, not a curated record. Lineage: Eukaryota; Fungi; Ascomycota; Sordariomycetes; Glomerellales; Glomerellaceae.